UAAUCUUAGAACAAGCCACUCACUCCGAAUCGGUCGAGAUAUUUGUAAUAUCAGUAAUGGCGCCAUGCUGAAUAGUACAACUAUAAAUCUAGAUUCAUUUAUGUAGCUUCUCUAUCCUAAAUUUACUCCCACUCCCAUGUUAAAAAUUCUCAGGGGGGCAUCGAGUGCUUACCAGGUAGUUAUAGUUGCAAUAUUUAGAAUUUCUGUGUUUCGAUAUGCCUGAAACGUUUGGACCGGCUUUCGAGGGCCAGUCUCAGCCGCUUCUGAGUUUCGGGUUGCCAUUGACCGAAUCACUCGUCAAGCAUGCAGAUGAUACUUUCCAUGCAUCUCGAAUUUAUAUUAUCUGUUCUAGAUCCCUUGCGAGAAAUACGACAUAUCUUGACGACCUCAAAGAAGUUCUAGGUGAUAAAGUUGCUGGUGUCAGGGUCGGUCUGAAACCCCAUUCCCUCUGGUCGGAGAUACUGGAAAUCGUGGAGGACACAAGGAAUUGUGAUACAGACUUGAUAGUUACAUUGGGCGCAGGGAGUCUAACAGAUUCAGCCAAGAUAAUAUCAUUUGCUCUGGCAAACAACGUCUCGACACAUGCUGAACUAGAUACCCUCAUGCCAACAAGCUCUCGGAAACGCGACGAUAUUAAGCCAUCGAAGGUACCUGUUGUCUGUAUCCCAACAUCUUUAUCUGGCGGCGAAUAUUCUGCCUUUGCCGGAGCGACGAAUGACGAGACAGGACAAAAACACACUUUUUCAGGUGCUUUAAAAAGCCCUGCGUUGGUCAUCCUCGAUCCGGAGCUUGCUACAACAACCCCUGAGAAAGUUUGGUUGAGCACCGGUAUCAAGGCCGUUGAUCACUGUGUAGAGACUCUUUGUUCUCUAAAAAGCGACGACGCAGCGGAUCGAGAUGCCAGACACGGUUUGGCUAAGCUUAUCCCAGGCUUAAUAAAGACCAAGCAAAACCCCAACAAUCUUGAGGCACGGCUAGAAACCCAAUUGGGAGCUAGAGAUGCUAUGAGCGCAGCUACUCGAGGCGUACCGGUAGGAGCAAGCCAUGGUAUUGGUCACCAAUUGGGUCCCGCAGGUGUCAGUCACGGCGAGACUAGUUGCAUUCUGAACCCUGCCGUGUGCAAAUACAAUUACAAAAAGGGUGCAAACAUUGCACGACAAGAUGCCAUCAGCGAACUCCUAUGGGGAGACUCCAAAGCUCGUGAGAUCUUUGAGCAAAAGAACUUGAAUAGGGAUACAGCUGAUCUGGGUGACCUAAUGGAUGCCAUCAUCCGUGCUCUUGGAUUACCAAGGACGCUUAGGGAGUUCGGAAUCGGGGAGGAUAGACUUGACCGGAUCGCUGAGCUUAGUUUGGAAGAUCGAUCGACUAAAACCAAUCCAGCGCCCCUAGACAAGGAAGGCGUUCUCGAUAUCUUGAAAAUGGUACUCGAAUAAGUUGUGUUCGCAAUUAGUCUUGUCUCAUAUGGAAUAGGAUAAUAAAAUGAAUCAAUGCCCCAUCCCAUGCUCCAUGCUUAGAACUACACGUAUUAGCCUUUGCAGCUAGUUUAAUAUCAACGGACCAUAACUGUCAAAAUAUGCUGAGCCUCUUGUCAUAGCAAACGGUAUCACGCCUCUGGUCCAGAAUCUACUUUCUCAGACUGUCGAGGCGGGCUUGGAGGUCAUCGUCACCAGGAUCUCCUCCGCCGCCACCACUGCUAGGGCCGCCGAUGGCUUGGGCGAUCCGACUAUCGGCAACUUUCUCGCCCUGGAGGCCCGUUGGAGUCUCUCCAAA
Molecule: messenger RNA, 1770 nt
Organism: Annulohypoxylon maeteangense
Lineage: Eukaryota; Fungi; Ascomycota; Sordariomycetes; Xylariales; Hypoxylaceae
Product: putative Fe-containing alcohol dehydrogenase
Exons: 3
Coding region: 216-1433 (405 amino acids)
Cellular component (GO): mitochondrion
Molecular function (GO): metal ion binding; alcohol dehydrogenase (NAD+) activity
Source: RefSeq, a predicted model, not a curated record